AUUCGAGUCACGCUCGUUUCUCCUCCCCAAGUUCGAUGGCGUCAGGUUUCAGUUACACUGGAGGCCGCUCGCGGUGUUUUGCUUACUGGCAAGAAUUCUCGAAAUGUUACGCUGAAGCUGACGCGCCUAGUCAAUGCCGUCUGCAGGCGGAUGAUUACCUAGAGUGCCUCCACCAUACGAAAGAGAUUGCGCGCGCAAAGGCUGUGAAGGCCGAAUUUAUUAAACAAGCAGAGCAUCAUGCCAAAGAAGGUCGUAAAGUGGCUGAUGUUCUCGCAGACGGUGUGAUUGUCGGAGUGGGGCUGAUACAACGAGACCAAGGGGAAGGCAAGCACAAGUAGUGUACUGAAAUACCCUUUGUCGCUGGUUCGACUUGCGCGGCACUGUUCCAUCCUUCCGCAUUUUUAGCUGCCUUGCGGCUGUCUGACGGAGCUUUAAGCCGAUCAGUUACUGUAAUCCGAAUGGAAGUCACGUUUUCGGAGGUCCUGCUUGCGGCUGACUGUAGUGAUUAUAAUAUUCCAAACAACG
Suillus subalutaceus is the source of this 525-nucleotide messenger RNA. RefSeq lists its product as uncharacterized. The transcript has 5 exons. Gene Ontology annotation, biological process: mitochondrial respiratory chain complex I assembly. Lineage: Eukaryota; Fungi; Basidiomycota; Agaricomycetes; Boletales; Suillaceae. Bases 36 to 338 code for a protein of 100 amino acids. The record is from RefSeq and is a predicted model, not a curated record.